Molecule: messenger RNA, 4714 nt
Organism: Xenopus tropicalis (tropical clawed frog)
Lineage: Eukaryota; Metazoa; Chordata; Amphibia; Anura; Pipidae
Gene: fam135b
Product: family with sequence similarity 135 member B
Exons: 19
Coding region: 16-4107 (1363 amino acids)
Source: RefSeq, a predicted model, not a curated record
UGAGCUGAAAAUACCAUGUCUGAAGUACAGGGCACCAUAGAGUUUUCAGUAGAGCUGCAUAAGUUUCACAAUGUGGACCUAUUCCAGCGAGGAUAUUACCAUGUAAGAGCAUCUUUGAAGACAUCGGCACGGACACCACACAGGCUGGUAGCCACACUUGUAGGGCAAACAGAUGAUCCCGGGCCCUACCCGCCCUGUGUGUACGACAAUGUUGUGUUCAGCCGCGUCUUUCAGAUCCUGUACAGAAACGAAGACAUUGAGAUUAAUGACGUGAUGGCAUUUAAAGUGCACUUGCUGCUCGACGGAGAGAGGGUAGAAGAUGCCCUUAGUGAAGUAGACUUCCAGCUGAAGUUAGAUCUCCACUUCACGGACAGUGAACAACAGCUGAGAGACAUCCCGGCGGUGGCGCUGAUCAGCAGUCGGACGCUGGGGCUGCAUUUCCACCCCACGAGCGGGUUGCACCACCAUGUUCCCGUCAUGUUCGAUUAUUUCCACUUGUCGGUGAUUUCUGUAACAGUUCACGGCUCACUGGUAGCCCUGCAUCAGCCGCUCCUCAGCUUUGCCCGCCCGGUGAAAGGAUCGUGGUUGGGGAAAAGCGGUCUGGAACCGGUCACAGACAAUUCUAACGUUUCCAUGGAGGACUUGGUGUUCGGGGCUGCGUACUGCAAGCCGCCAUCUUCAGAGGGAAGCUGUUACGCCCUAUCAGAAGACUGCAUACAACAUGCCUAUAAAUGGCACAAAGACCUCUGCCAGCUGCUGCUGACGGCCUACAAUGCCCUGGGCUCCUAUUAUGCCAACAUCUUAAAAGAAAUUCCAGACUUGCCCCACACAGAGACAGAGGAGUUGUCAACGGAAAGGACAUUGUGUCAGCUCUGCAACCAACUGCAGCUGCUGAGUGGCCCUGAGGAGAUAACAGAACAGAUAAGUAAGGACUUGGCGUGGCUCCGCUCUCAGCUGCUCCUAACAUGGAGCCACUUCCUGGAAACGGUCACCCUCCAACCUGAUGUCACUUCCUACCUCAUGCAGGAACACCACACUCUGAGGGUGAGAAGGUUCUCGGAAGCCUUUUUCUGCACGGAACAUGAGAAACCUGCCGUUCUGACAUUCCAGGAAAACCUGAUUCAAAGCCACAGCAACCUCUCGACAGAAAUCCGGAAUUCGGAAUACUUGGCCGCCAUGCCCCCCCUUCCCAUGGAGUGUUUGGACAUAGACGGAGACUGGACCUCUCUUCCUAUCAUCUUUGAAGAUCGAUAUGUUGAAUGUCCAAAAAAAGAUUACAUUAUGGAUAAUGCGCUUUUGGAGCCAACAAAUGAAAAUGUAUGUGAAUCGAAUAAGGAAUUCCCACCAGAAAACACUCACAUUAACUCAAAACCGCAUUUCAUUCAGUCAACAACCGUUCAUGAUAACGCAUCGUUCGAAAAGCUGGGCGUCUGCACCGAAGCUCAAGAAGAUUGUUAUACUGAAAGCCCUGAACAAUGCUUUGAUUAUAAUCAGGAAGCUGCAAGUGUUGAAUCGGAAUCUCUAGCAGAUUUGAAUCAAUUAUAUAUUCCGCCCUCAGAAAUAUCUGACUGUGGAGCAGAAUUAUCUCUGUCAACUGCAAAUGAAGACUGUGAUCAAGCUACUAGGUGCCACCAGGAACCUAAAAAAACUCCAGGUGUGACUUAUAUUGAAGUAAAACCCCAAAGCCAAGAUAAAUACAAAGGAGAACCAGUGUUAAUUGUCAAUUCCCAGUAUGGAAACACCACGUCCUUGGCCAACGAUGAAGCUACUCAAUCUGAAGGGCAUCCAAUGACACAAGAACAUACUAAUGACACAAGAACAUACGAACAUAUCGCUCUGCAUGAAGUCAGGAGCACCAAAAAUGAACUCAUUUCAAUUUCAAAAAGUCAGAAAUCCCGUCAGUGCAGUCAUACAUUAUUAAAAAGCAGCAGUACCGAAUUGAUUAGGAACUCUACAGAAGAUACGUUAAUGGUGAAAUCUUGCCCGACAGAUAGAUAUGGAAAGACGUCAUUAUUCUCAUCAGGGGGUAUCAAGAGGUCUUCUUCUGUGAUAUCAGACUCGGGGAUAGAGAGUGAGCCCAGCUCCGUUGCUUGGUGUGAUCUCCAUAACAGGACGAUGGAUUUGACCAGCGAUAAAGAUCUUUUGCUGCAACUAUCAAAACAGAACUGGGAAGGAGAACGCACGGAAAGUAACACAAGUUUGCCAAGUGGGAUUCAGGCCUCGCUAGCUUCCAUAAAUUCUUUGCCGUUUGAGGAGGAGGACAGGGAAAUGGAGCUUUCGAAGUUGACUAAAUCAGUUUCGGCCCCGCAGAUCAGUAGUCCAGAGGAAACCCUCAAUGACUUAAUUCUCAAUAACAAAGUGGUGGGUGAAAUAAUCCACAGCUUGACGCAAUGCUCAAGCGACGACAAGGAAGAGGAAAGGCAAACAGCGAUGAACUACUACAACAACAUCACAAACGGCAUCAUCAGUGAGUUGGUGAAUGAGACCUGCAACCAGUUGGUGCAACCUGGAACCAAAUCUCAUGAGUCUUCUUUGGCAAAUGCUUUAAUCCAAGGUUUGAUUCCAGAUUCAGAGGCGGGAGUGAUCGAUGCUUAUAUUGUUCCUAAAGCAGAUGAUUUCCCUUCGGUUCAUCCAAAAGCAAUUAUGUGUGAUUUAAGCUCUCCACAUGACCAAUACCUUAUGGCAAAGGCAACUUCGUAUUCUGUUUCCCCACUGGUAGAUGCUAACUCCAUUACCCAUACUAGUUUUUCUGUUAUAGCUCCAGCCAAUGAGAUAUUCCAGGACUGUCCAGUUUUACAUCAGACAGAGCUCGUUGAAGACUCUGUUGAGUCUACCGAUCAGUCGAUAGAUAAUUAUUACCAUGAACUGUACAGCAUAGAGCAAGAAGUAACGAACACUAGAACUGAUUGUGCUUCUGAACUUGAGGAGUCCAAUGCGAGUAUGUCUACUGUCCGAGUGCUAGAAAGAAGGAAUGGGGUUGAACUGGUCAAUUUGUCUGUGUCCUGUACUGCUACGUGUUUACCAUUUUCUUCAAUGCAAAAGGACACUCCAGCAAUUCCAGGGUUCUCAACAAAACAAGCGUUGUUUCCAAUAACAAGACAACCAUUGGGUUCCUUUGAGGUGGUUUCCAGCAACUCUAACACCGACGAAGACAGCAAUGAAAGAAUGCUAAGCUUCCAUCAGGCUAAACACAAAUUCAGGAAAGAGUUGAAGUUUGAAGGUUUCAUCUACAGUGACCAGCCUGUACUUGCUUCUGAUGUGCCUUAUUUCCCUGCCGAGGAGGAACAGACAGAAGAUGGAAUCCAUUUGGUUGUCUGUGUGCAUGGACUAGAUGGUAACAGUGCAGAUCUGCGACUAGUAAAGACUUUCUUGGAAUUGGGAUUGCCCGGAGCAAAUCUUGACUUCCUCAUGUCUGAAAAAAAUCAGACGGACACAUUUGCUGAUUUUGAUGCGAUGACCGACAGACUGAUCGAUGAAAUAGUCCAGCACAUCCAGUUAUAUAACCUGUCAAUAUCAAGAAUAAGCUUCAUAGGACAUUCAUUGGGGAACAUCAUCAUUCGGUCUGUACUGACCCGGCCCCGGUUCCGGUACUACCUAAACAAACUGCAUACAUUCCUGUCUCUCUCUGGGCCACACCUUGGCACUCUCUAUAGUAACAGUACUUUAGUUAAUACAGGUUUGUGGCUUAUGCAAAAGUUAAAGAAAUCCGGAUCACUGCUGCAGUUGACGUUCAGGGAUAAUACGGAUCUCCGGAAAUGCUUCUUGUACCAGCUCAGCCAAAAGCCAGGUCUUCAGUAUUUUAAGAACGUGGUUCUGGUGGCGUCGCCCCAAGAUCGCUACGUGCCGUUCCAUUCGGCGAGAAUAGAAAUGUGUAAAAAUGCCACAAAGGACAAACACACAGGCCCUGUAUAUACAGAGAUGUUGAACAACCUUCUCCAACCAGUAAUAGACUCAAAGGACUGCACUUUGAUACGGCACAAUGUGUUCCAUGCUCUCCCCAACACUGCCAAUACUCUGAUUGGACGCGCAGCCCACAUUGCCGUGUUGGAUUCAGAACUCUUCCUGGAGAAGUUUUUCCUCGUUGCCGGACUUGGAUAUUUCAAGUAACUUCUAAUUCAAAUGCAAAAUGAAACCGGUCACCAAAAAAAAAAAAAAUGGUUGUUUUUGGGGAACUCUUUUUUCUUGUGUAUUACGCUAACAAUAUUCUGGUAUUUUCUCUUUUGGUGUAUAUUUUGCAAAAUACCUCAUUAUAUUUUUAUGCCUUUUUUGCUUAAUAUCAUUUAAAUGAUAUUUAGCCUAUACCGGCUGUAUCAAGAUAAACUGCUCUACAGUUCAAAACCACCUGAAACAAAAAAUGGAGGAGGGGGAAUUUUUGGUACGUCCACUUAUUAUAAAAUUGGUCAUUCGAUGCUGCAAAUAGGCUGCAGUGCAUUUAUAGCCAAUAAACAGACAGCUUACUAUACACAUUAUACACAUUCCACAUACACCCUUAUUCCCUUAACAGUUCCAUAUGUUAAAAAACACCCCUGAAACCCCAUUCAGUAUUCCGUUUUACACAUUUAAUGCUACAUGUUCUUUCCCUUUGUUUUUUUCCCAUUACUGCCUUGUCAGAAAGGUGCCUACAAGGCCAUAAUUACUAUUAUUACCAUUAACUGUUUUUUUUUUUCAAUAGGAAAAUUUUUUGUCUAAGUGGGGCAUUUACUAAAUUUUUUUU